Molecule: messenger RNA, 1896 nt
Organism: Aspergillus versicolor CBS 583.65
Lineage: Eukaryota; Fungi; Ascomycota; Eurotiomycetes; Eurotiales; Aspergillaceae
Product: Zn(II)2Cys6 transcription factor
Exons: 5
Coding region: 1-1896 (631 amino acids)
Biological process (GO): regulation of DNA-templated transcription
Molecular function (GO): zinc ion binding; DNA-binding transcription factor activity, RNA polymerase II-specific
Source: RefSeq, a predicted model, not a curated record
AUGAAUGAUGACCAGGAUGAGUUAGGGCUGGCAGACCACAGGCCCCACAAGAUCCGCCGCACUGAAGCAGCAUCGACAGCCGACCUUGCCUGGCCAUCCAGCGAUCUGGAUAUUGGCCAAGUUCGUACUACUCCCAUUGAACCGCAACCACCGCGGACUCGGGGAACCGUCGCCUGCCACAGAUGCCGCUCGCGGAAGACAAAAUGCGACAACAGACGGCCAAGCUGCGGCUACUGUUUGAAGAUCGGCGAACCGUGCGUGUAUGAGGCAGACUGCCAUGUCUUCGGGCGUGAAGUUCUACAGGCCCUCAAUGAGCUUCGAGAGAUCGUCACCAAGCCGCCGACUGCGCGGUUGUUGGCUGAUGGCAACGAGCCCUCUCCCACAGCGGAUAUUAUACAUUCAGCUCCCCACGGAACGGCACUUGCGCACUCUCCUGCUCAAGGUCCAUUUGUGGCAAAGUCCAAGCUGGCGGUAUCUCUCGACCGAAUCCAGAGAGUUGAGAACAUCGUGCAGUGGCGCAUCUUCCAGCCCCAUCUUGUAGCCAGUGACAUAUAUCCCGACGCCAAUCCACCGGUCCCUCUCGACCAUUCGAUGCCGAGUACCAACAUUACGCUCCUUACUGGCCUAGAAUGGAGAUAUAUCCACAGUGUCCACCUCUUGAAUCCCAUAUUGGAUCUUCCCACCCUGCACGACUUGAUCCUCCAGGUGGCGGAAAGCGGAUUUGACUGGUCGCUUGAGUCCUGCCUCGCUGCACUUGUAUGUGCAAUUGGUGCCAUUACAGAGUCUCUCAAUGUAUCAGAUCCCAACGGGGCUUUAUGCGAUAGCGAUCCCGACCUGGCUGCCGGCUACUGGAAUGUUGCAUCGAAACGCCUGGGCUUUGCCCUUGAUCGCAACGAUAUUACGGCGGUGCAAUGUCUGUGUCUAGCAGGAGUAUGGCACAUGCACAAUUUGCAACCGCUUCAAGCUUGGAAGUACUUUAGCCACGCGGCCAGUGCCUGGUUCUGCACCGUCAUGCGGAAUAAACCAUUGCGCGAAUCUCUGGACAGAAAGCUUGCUGGUUCUAUCAACAUUCACGAGGCUCUUGGGUUCACAAUCUGGAAAUCCACGUGCGAACUGCGCCCUGAGUUAUCGCUGCCCCCUUCAGUGUUGGACGACUACGAACUCCUUCGCCCGUUUCCAUCACCGCCAGACUUUGAAGAUACAACUCUCAUCGACAGCGAGAGCGGCUGGUACUACUACCUAGCAGAGAUCGCCGCACGGCACAUCAUCAACGACCUCCUCGAUUGCCAUGUUUACGACUUCGACAACAUCCAGCCAGUGGAUAUUGCGCGAAUCAUUCAUCAGACAACCCUAUUCGAGGCACAGAUCAACGAAUGGCGCUCCUCGCUGCCCCCUCGGCUCCAAUUCGACAUCCCCGCGGACUGGAACCUGCCCGAAGUAAACGACCUGAUGACGGUAGUCUUACGGCAGCGCUACCUUUCAAGUCUAGAAUUGACGUACCGGCCCUUACUGCGCAUCUGCACGGACUUUGCCCUGCAGGAUUCCGAUCCCCACAGCGGAAUUGACAGCGGGCUGGACACACUCCGCACCAAAGCAGCCGAACUAGCAUCCAAGAACCUGCACCUCUCAUACCUCAAAAUCCAGGGGAUAAGCAGGAGACUCCACCACGGGACUUGGUUCCACCUCCGUAGCUUAACGGGAUCCUGUCUGCGGUUCGCAGCGGCGGAGAAAGCACAGCGGGAUAGAAGACUUGCAGGCGCGCAGGAGCUUCAGAUCCCGCCGGGUUGGAGGGCGCGUGUAGUAGACGGGUUGGAUAUUCUGCAGCCAUACUGGACGUCGAACCGUGGUGGUGGGGCAGGUUUAUUGGCUCUGAUUGAGCAGGCGCUGAAGCUGUAG